UUCAGAGCGUUAUGGAUGAAACCAGUGACAAAGCACACAUAUCGCGCUCGCCACCAACGAUUAGAGCCAAGAAAGUCAAACUUAUGCGAUCGCUGAGCUCCGGAGAUAACGUGCCAAAUCGAUGCCAACCGGACUCCGUUGCCGACAACUUCACACCACUGCUGCCCGCGUGCUUGAACGUCGAACCAACCUCUACGACUACUUCGGAGCCUAAUGACCCUCUAAAUGCCAUAAAUGAUCAAACUAAUUACGGCGCUACUUUCACAACUACAGCUGAGGUUGAAGCUAACUGUGAAAGUCCUUCAAAAAGUGUACCGAAAGUCGGUAUCACAGAUGCGACAACUGACUUUUCAACGACCGAUGAAAGACCGGGAACUUCAUCCGGAGAUACGGGGGCGCACUCUUUCAAGACGUUCUCGGCUUCAUGGUUCCAUUUUCCCUCGAGGUCCUCGGCUGCUCAAGGCUCGUCAAGUCACAGGCGGGCUCAGAGUAUCGGGACUGAUUUGAAGUAUGAUAAUUCCACGGAUAAUAUCAACUCGGGCUGGAAGUGUUUCCCCGAGAUCCGUCACAUGUCUCUCCCGGAUGGGAUGACGACAAUGGAGGAGAGCAAGGAGCGCAUGAUGCAGACUGCGGAGGCGAUGAAGCUGAGAAUGAUACAGGCGGGCAGAGACGUCUCCAACAAGUACAAGGAAUGGAAGUUGUUAGCGUACCAGCACCUUCCAGACUGGCUGAGGGACAAUGACUUCCUCCACAAGGGCCACAGACCCCCCAUUCCGAGUGUGUGCACGUGCUUCAAGAGUGUGUUUAAAGUGCACACAGAGACUGGAAACAUAUGGACACAUCUCAUUGGCAGCAUAAUGGUGGUGAUGCUGUCCGUGUACUUCCUGGUGCGAGAGUUCACUAGGAGCCACUACAUGUGGACAGACAUUGCAGUGAUGCUGACCUUCUUCACCUGUGCUCUCCUCUGUCUAACUUUCUCAUGGCUGUUCCACACUCUACACUGUCACUCCAACGAGUACAGACUACUCUUCAGCAAGCUGGAUUACGUGGGAAUAGCUGUGUUGAUUGUGGGCUCUUUUGUGCCGUGGCUCUACUACGGCUUCUACUGCAAUGACAUUCCCCGGUUGGUGUACAUCAGCAGCAUCAACAUCCUCGGCAUCAUCUGCAUCAUCAUCUCCCUCUGGGACAGAUUCGCAGCACCCAAAUUCAGACCACUCAGAGCAGGCUUGUACCUCUUCCUGGGUCUGAGUGCUCUGGUUCCGGCCGUCCAUUUCAUCGCCAUGUAUGGAGUGGAGAGGAGCUUCUACGAGGCCUCCUUCGGCUGGAUCAUCCUCAUGGCCGUGCUCUACAUCACUGGUGCAUGUCUAUACGCUCUCAGAAUUCCAGAACGAUUCUUUCCCGGAAAGUUUGAUCUGUGGGGUCACAGUCAUCAGAUUUUCCACGUGUUUGUGGUGGUCGCAAUAUUUGUACAUUACUACGGUGUGGACCAAGUGGCCCAAUACAGAGUGCUUAACAAGAAGUGUGACUUUGCCGGCAGCUUCUACCCCAACCAGAAGGGCACGGUUGAAUGACAAAUGUUGUCCACAGGCGAAGCACUCCAGCCGCCGUCUGAUAAUACUAGCAUCGGAUGGGCAACAAUCAAUUUUCAACUGAUAGCAUAGCGGACCUUCCUGGUCUUCACGAAUCUCAGACAGCCGAUGAGUAACUUCAAACACAGAAUGAACCACCCUCAAUAUAAACUGUGCAUUCAAACCCUCACUUGGCCUCACUCGUGCAGCAGCUUAAUAAUGCAGAAAACCACCUGCAGAUGAGAACUAAAUUUGAAUCUUAAUCUUUUGUUGUCCAUCAUAGAUUACAAUUAAAUGCAGGUCUAUUAUCUAGUUUUGUUUUACUUUUAACUGCCCCUUUGCCUAUCCGUUCCUAAUUAGUCUGUUAGUUGAACUGUUAUUUGGAAUACACGAUUAAUGAAUAAUCACUGUGGUGCAAAUUGUUGUUUAAUUGUCGUUUCAAAUCCUUGGACCAGGUUUUAAAUGAAUCAAUCCUUUUCUUGUAGAUAUAGAAGACUUGCAUAUAUAAAUUAUAAGCAUAAAUUUAUAUCUUAAGCAACAA
Symsagittifera roscoffensis is the source of this 2109-nucleotide messenger RNA. RefSeq names its product adiponectin receptor protein 1-like. Gene Ontology annotation, cellular component: plasma membrane. Lineage: Eukaryota; Metazoa; Xenacoelomorpha; Acoela; Convolutidae. Bases 12 to 1571 code for a protein of 519 amino acids. The record is from RefSeq and is a predicted model, not a curated record. The transcript has 8 exons. Gene Ontology annotation, biological process: adiponectin-activated signaling pathway. Gene Ontology annotation, molecular function: signaling receptor activity.